UGACGGUCUGACAGCACUUCCUGGAGUGAUGUUUGUUGUGGGAAAUAACAACCGUGCUACUCGCCUGGGACUGAGCCAACGUUAACGGACGGAUUAGUAAACGUUACGCUACGUCUGGAGCAUGUGGCGGCUUUUUGACGGUGCCAAAUAAGCCAGAGGAACGGGCCCAGGGACCAGGACCACGACGAGGAGGCGGGGGACAUCGUCGGAUAGCGGAGUAGCAAAACCCGCCGACAGACAGCACGGACCUGUCGCGAUGCGGUAGCUAAAACAUGGACAGCAGAAUCAAGGACAACCCAGAGAGAACUUUUGAUCUGAUCUUGCAAGUGACAUCUCCAGUAUCGAAAAAUGAGGAUCCAACCGUGCUGUGGAGCUUCCCCCAGGACCACACCGACCAGGAGGUUCUUCAUACAGUACCAAAGUUCUGCUUUCCCUUUGACAUGGAAAGGGUGUCCCAGAGCCACGUCGGACAGAACUUCACCUUUGUGCUGACCGAUAUCGACGGAAAGCAGAGGUUUGGGUUCUGUCGACUCACUCAAGGUUGCAGAGUCUGCAUAUGUCUGCUAAGUUACCUUCCAUGGUUUGAGAUCUACUACAAGCUGUUGAACACCCUUGCAGACUACUUAUGGAGACAACAGGAUAAUGACUUGAAUGACAUGCUGAACUCUCUGUACGAUCUGCCGGUGCCAAAGCCCUUCACGCCAGUCAACCUGAGUGUGCACUCCUACUUCAUCGCCCCGGAUAUCAAUGGACUGCCAACUAUCCCAGAGAGUAGAAACCUGACAGAAUACUUUGUGGCUGUGGAUGUCAACAACAUGCUCCAGCUCUACGCCAGUAUGCUGCACGAGCGGCGUGUCAUCAUUACCUCAAGCAAGCUGAGCACUUUAACUGCAUGUGUCCACGGCGCAGCUGCUUUGCUCUUUCCAAUGUACUGGCAGCAUAUCUUCAUCCCUGUGCUGCCCCCGCAUCUUCUGGACUACUGCUGUGCCCCCAUGCCAUACUUUGUGGGAGUUCAUCUUAGUCUACUGGAGAGAGUACGCAGUCGGUCCCUGGAGGAUGUGGUCAUCCUGAAUGUGGACACCAACACACUGGAGAGUCCCUUUGACGAUCUGCACAACCUUCCCAGUGAUGUGGUGUCCUCAUUGAAGAGCAAGCUUAAGAAGCAAUCAACGGCAACAGGAAGUGGCGUGGCAAGGGCCUUCCUGAGAGCGCAGGCCGCUCUGUUUGGAUCCUACCGGGACGCCCUCCGAUAUAAGCCUGGAGAGCCAAUAACAUUCUGCGAGGAGAGCUUUGUGAACCAUCGUUCAAGCACCAUGAGGAACUUUUUGUCCAUGGCUGUCAACUUGCAGCUUUUUAAGCAGUUCAUCGAUGGGCGGCUGGCCAAAUUGAACGCAGGCCGCGGCUUCACUGACGUGUUUGAAGAAGAGAUCACAGAGGGGGGCUUCUGUGGAAGUAGCUCAAGGUCCUAUCAGCAAUGGAUGUACACUGUAAAGUUAAUUAAAAGCGUGACUGACACAACUCUGCGUUCAAGUCUCGGCUCUGAGAACACGGGCAGCCUGGUUGUCCGGGUGCAGCUGCGGUGCAUUUCGGCAGCCUGUAGCAACCAUUGCUGCUCCGGCCAUUCAGUGAUGUGGAAUGUGGGCCUCCAGACUGCGGCUAAAUGGUUGCAUUUUGCGACUACAAUAGGAGACAUCAGAGGAGGAGCACUUAUCAAUACAGCCGUGACAAAGGCCAAAAGUCAUGCCAAGCGGGGCAUCCGGGACAUAAAGGGCCGACUGAAAGCACGGGAGGAAGAGGAAGAGGGGAUAACAGUCUGUGCAGGGUCCCCCACGAGCACCAAGAGCCUGUCUCCAAGGCGACUACAGAGGAUGAGACGGCAUAACUUCAACAAGUCUCCCAUGAGCAUGGGCCCGCGAGAUCUCGGCUACGGGCUUGAUGAUGAUGAGCUGGACAGUGCGAGCAAGAUCUCAUCAGAAGACAGUGGAGAUGUCCCCUCAUACACAGAGGACAGCGAUGACUCCUACUCGCUGGAUCUGGACAUCGACUCCUCGCGCUCAGGCAAGAUGAACCUGCUUGAGGAGAUCCUGGACUCUCUGAGCACCACCACCAUGGAACAGGGCAAGCUCAGUGCGGCCAAGAGCCUGGACUUCUUCAGGUCUAUGGAGGACCUAGACUACCAGGUCCCCCCGAGCAAACCAAGCCCUUGUGGCACCUGCCACCCUUCCAGUGAGAUUGGUUGUGAAGCAGGGGGAGAACAGGGGGGCUGGAACAUGGGCCAGGAUGACAGUGCAGUCCACGGGAAGCAUCUGCCACCGUCCCCACGUCGACAACCCAACAAGAGCAGCCUGAAGGUCUCCAAGAAGCCUCCCGUGCAUGUACCAGAUGAGCAGCUCGGCCCCCAUCCUCUACCUCUAGGGAGACAACCAGGAGACCGCUUCUCCUAUUCACCUUCAACGUCUCACAGAAUUCCACCCACACCGCCAUCUCCAAAUUCCUCUCACACUUCUUCUUCUUCUUCUUCUUCCAACCACUCUCCACUGCCGACGUCCCGCGUACGGACCAUUUCAGAGCCCAAAACCAGCACAGAGCCUCCUCAGGCCCAGAACCCGCCAGGCUCCACCGGCAUCCUGAGGAGGAAGGUGCUCUCCAAGGAGAUGGUGAGGAACUACAAGCAAAAGUCUACACAGAGGCAGGCCAGCAAGGAGAGUCGGAGCAGGAAUUCGAUGCAGGUACCCUGGGAGAAGGAUUACACGGGGGGGGUCCCGGGUCACGCUCACGGUAAAGUCCUUGGGGCUACGGUGCAGGAUCGAGGCCUCCUGGAGGAGAUCGAGUCCAUGUGUUGUGUCGGGCCGGUCCUCCACAGCGGCCUGCAGCUGUCACAGGUUCACUGCAACAACCACAGCAAAGCCACGGAGCAGUCUUAACCUGCUACUGGGUUCUAGUUCUACCUGCCACCCAUCUAUUUGGACACUUUCUACGUCAGCACCAAACCACCAGGGAGCAGGAGAAACGUGAUGCCAUCGGGGGGGAGGGGGCCGGAAAACUGGAAAAACUUGUAGAGACAUCACUUGUGGACAAGAAGGCCGUGUGUGGACAAAGGUUUUGGGACACACACUCACAUAAAGACAAAGACAGGACUUCAAUCUAUGAGUGGCAGCGGGAUGUAAUGACAUCAUCGUCAAAUUUGCAUAAUUAGCAAAAGAAAAGCAGAACAAAUGUUUCAAACGACCCAUGAAUUUCGCUUCCUUUUGUCGUUUUUUUUCAAUGUCACAAACAAGACGGAGCCGCCAGUGAGUGCUUUUAGACAGCAGUCGCUGCUCGUUGAGAAGGGCGACACACGCUUUCAUGUCGGUCGCAAAGAACUCCCUCCGCUGGAUUUGUCGCUAUUAGCUUUUUUUGGGGGGGGGGGGGGGUCUGAUUACUGGCUAAAUAUCGCGACAGGGUCGCUAAGUUGGCAACGCUGAUCCCUCUUGCUACGUUUUCUUCUUCUCUGGCAGACCCGGUACGUUAUAAAGUGUUUACGUGGGAAGGCGAACAGGGAGCACCAAAUGUAUUUGUGGCGGGCCCCCCCCCCUCCGAUUGAUUCAUUGGUCCGCCUGCUAGGAAAUGUGUCCCAAGACUUUUGUCCACAUAGGCUGCCAACAUUCCAUUUCUCACCCCGUCACCAUUAAUGCAGGUUUCAUUGGACGAGGACAAACACCACGUUUCACUGGACAAAUUGCACUUUUAGACGAACAGCAAAGACCCUUUUGUCCAAAGCUAAUUGAGCUAAUGCUAACAAAAACAACUUCAGUCCUGAUGAGCCUUUGAAGCUAAUUGUACACUGUGUAAAAUAACGAUGCCUUACUAUUCAUCCCCUUGCUCGCAGGUAUCGUCCAGUCGGGGGUGCGGAGUACUUCACGUGUGACGUAUAAUGUGCUGUAAGCUGCUGUUCAACGUUGCGUUCCAUUUCUCAUUCUUUCUUCUUCAGCUUCCGGUCGCACACUGAUGAUAGCGUGUAUGAUUGUAACGCAGCCGAGGGCGUACAAGUGACGUGUACGGUCCGACUCUCCUAUGGAGAGAAACACUGCGUGCAAAAGGUUAAAAAAAGAGAAAAAAACCCAAAUCUUUCCAUGUGCUUGGGUUGGUGUUAUUCCCGUGAUUGUUCUCCUGAUUUAGACCAGACGCCAGUCGGCCUGGCACUCGAACAUGCCCAUUAAUGCUUUGCUCAUAAAGCGGCUGGCGGGCAUCGAAAAGAGCAGACUUUAGUAGUUUUAACUCCAAAAAAGGACAACUCCGGACCCGACCCGACCGCAGCGGUACACGCAUUCAGACACGUCGUGACUAUGCAAACAUUUACAACUCAAAAGCUACUACUUGAAAAACAUUUGCAAUCAACGUGGUUUCUCAUGGGAAUAAGCCACAUUUCAGGUGUGUUGUGUGUAUUCACCAGUGUGUGGUGUGCCUUAUAUGAUAAGAGUAUCACCCGGUACAGUAUUAAGCACGCAGCCCCUUUUCCACCAAGUGCACAUUCACUUCCUGCGAACUAUACUGUGCUUCCUGGAACUAAAAGCAUCCAGUGGCCCGUUUCACGUGUUUCUCCUUUGCACGGGUGAAAGUACCGCUAAUCGUACAAUCGGGUACAGUGUUUCCCACAGUCUUAUUUGUGGUGUAUUUGCAAAGCCGCUUCUUCUUAUUUAAUUUUUUAAGCACCUCGCUGCUCAUUGAGAAGAGCAAUACGCUAGAUUUGUUGCGAGUCGCUAAAUGUAGUGGUCCCUCAUUUAUCGCGGUUAAAUGGUUCCAGACCCGACCGUGAUAAGUGAGUUUCCUAAAAGUAGGAUUUAUUUUUUUUUUACAAAUGGAAUAUGCUCGUAGUUAGAGCACAGAAAACCUGUUUACAACCUUCUGGAUGCGACAUUUAACAUUAUUAGAGCCCUCCAGACAAUAAAUAACACCCCUACAGCCACCUUUACACUCAUAUUACCCAAUAUGGGAGACAUAGUAACAGAAAAUAAGCCUUUUAAGACAUGAAAAAAAGACUUGUGCUCGUGUGCAAUAAAAGCCUGUUGCUCCGCAGAUCAAGUCUGGUGCUUGUCUCCUUACUGACACCUGGUGACCAAUGUAGAAUACGACAAUUUGAAUGCGGCUGUAUUAUAUUUUAGUUCAUUUAGUCAUUUUUAUGCCGGAAAAUGCUUAAUUUAAGCAAAACAUAUGCUUCAAUAUGCAUAUUUUUGACUAAUAAUAGGCAGUAUUUAACUGCGAAACAGCAUGAUUUAUUAUUAAUUUGUAUAUUUUUGAGAAACCGUGAUAGAGUGAAGCCGCGAAAUUCGUACCGCAAUGUGGCGACCAGGUGUGAUGUAAUGUGUUAAUGAGCGAGGGCAACCAGGUAGCGCCACAUGUAUUUGUGGCGGUCCGAAUGUAUUUGUGGCGGGCCGCCACAAGCAAAUAAAUGAAUGUAUGGGAAACACUGAGACAUGUUCAGCGAUGCAAAGGCCACCUAAACGUUCCAGGAGUUUAAAAAGUAUCUAGUUCCCCCAAAAAGGCCAGAAGCGCGGCCCAUGUUCCCACGGUUAAAACGCGCACAGUUGCGGAAUAAAGUUCCCAAGGUGGAAAAGGGGCUUAUGAGUAUGCAAUGUUUAAAUCAAACGGUCCUCGGAAUCUUUUCAGAUUGAAAAAAAAAUGUUUGGUCGUGACCAAAUGACCUGAAAUGAACUCAGGCGUUGUUUUUUUCAGGCGGGAGUCGCUUCCUGCCGCUUGUUUUUCGUCUCCUUAUGUUAGCUAGCCGCUUUCCUUGUAUUAUUCCAUUACUUUAUGACUUCAAUUGUUUCCUUUUUUUAACACGUAGGUCAAAAGGCUUUUUUUUAAGUGUUCUCAGAGGACUUUCUCCAAUUUAUUUCAUAAUAAGAAUAAUUUGAAAAAAUACUGAAAAAUAUAAAAUAUUUUCCGCUGACUGACUAGUAUUUUUUCUUGAAUAUAUUUUACAUGAAUAAUAUAUAAUUGGUGUUGUGUGUUGUAAAUGACACCUAAUGUGAAUGUUUUAGAUUUUAUUUUUGAAAGAGACUAUAUUAAAAAAAAAAAAAGAAUAUACAAUUAACGGCCCACACGUUUCUGCACGUAUGUUGGAUGUACUGUUCUGGUCCGACAGACCUGGUUCUGCAAUUAAAAGUACUAAUUUCAGUAUUUAUCACACAUUUAAAAAGACUGAUGCAACUAUCUCAUUCUGCCUUGUAUUGGAUUGCGUUGUAGUGUUUCAACAUCAUCUGCCUUUGUUUUGUUUUUUUACAUUUAUCGGCUGCUGUAAAUAAACCAUAGAAAAGAAACACAUGAGCAGAUAACUACUGCUGAGUGAUAUAUACAGUAUAUAUACAGGAUAUAUAUAUACAAUAAAAUGUUGGGGGUUUCUGUUUACACGAAUGCUGUAAAAUGAUGAAGACAGUUGACAUGUCAAUGAGUGAUUGCAGAAGAAGCACUUGGGUUCCGUGGUUGCUAUUCUGACCAUGCUAACGUAGCGGUGAUGAUCAUCAUCAUGUAUUUAGCAUCACUUUCUCGCAGCCAAAAUAUUCAAAAACGCAACAACAUCUCCAGUACGUAGUAGGAGUACACACAUGACUCAACAUUGUAACGCCGAGUUGUUUUGUGCACACUUGCAUGUUCUCGUUGUGGAGAAAACAACAGUGUCAAUCUAAUGAGGUGUCGAUGGCAAACUUGGUACAACUGCACAUGUUGUAUGCACUGUGAAAUGAAAAUGAAUAAUAAUAAAUAAUACUCUUUCAUGCAACACGCACGCCUCCGCUGGCUUUUGUCCAUAAUUCUGCCUUCCGUGGGUAAGCGUCCGUGUGUGGCCUGGGGCUCGUUUGCAGCCCAUGGCUGAUUUUUUUUUUUUUUUAAUCGCCCCUUUGUACAUUUUCAAAGUACAAUUAAACAAGAAAACCAACAAAAACAACACAAAUGGAAAAAAACAGUCAUUUUACAAAAAAUAAAUUACAGUCGUCCCUCGCAAUAUCGCAGUUUGAUUAUCACUCCCUCACUAUAUCGCGUUUUUUUCGCAAAUGUAUUAUUUAAUGAUCGCUAAAUGAAGCAUUUUCAAGCAUAAAAAUGGCUAAAUGAACUCAAAUACAACUACAAGGCAGAAGAAGCGUUGUCAUUGUGACUGCAGUGCUGUGUUCUACAUUGGCCACUGGGUGUCAGUAAUUGUUUGGUGAGACAAACACGAGACUCGUCACAAAGGUCAGCCAUGGCUGCCGGGCCACCAGGGGGAGCUCAUGAGCUCCUGCCGGGGCAGCCAUUAUAAAUUAUA
This is a messenger RNA of Dunckerocampus dactyliophorus (ringed pipefish), 7276 nucleotides long. It is a transcript of the gene dennd1b, whose product is annotated as DENN/MADD domain containing 1B. The transcript is spliced from 24 exons. Lineage: Eukaryota; Metazoa; Chordata; Actinopteri; Syngnathiformes; Syngnathidae. Gene Ontology annotation, molecular function: guanyl-nucleotide exchange factor activity; phosphatidylinositol phosphate binding. Gene Ontology annotation, biological process: endocytic recycling; endocytosis. Bases 273 to 2924 code for a protein of 883 amino acids. Gene Ontology annotation, cellular component: nuclear speck; intracellular membrane-bounded organelle; cytosol. The record is from RefSeq and is a predicted model, not a curated record.